This is a messenger RNA of Xiphias gladius (swordfish), 1107 nucleotides long. Its product is annotated as gap junction gamma-1 protein-like. Lineage: Eukaryota; Metazoa; Chordata; Actinopteri; Istiophoriformes; Xiphiidae. Gene Ontology annotation, biological process: cell communication. The transcript has a single exon. The record is from RefSeq and is a predicted model, not a curated record. Bases 1 to 1107 code for a protein of 368 amino acids. Gene Ontology annotation, cellular component: connexin complex.
AUGGGUGACUGGUCCAUACUUGGUCGCUUCCUCUCUGAGGUCCAGAACCACUCUACAGUGAUAGGCAAGAUCUGGCUCACUAUGCUGCUCAUUUUCCGUAUCCUGCUGGUGGCCUUGGUGGGUGAUGCUGUCUACAGUGACGAGCAGUCAAAGUUCACCUGUAACACUCAGCAGCCCGGAUGCAGCAACGUCUGUUAUGAUACCUUUGCUCCUGUGUCAUAUCUAAGGUUCUGGGUCUUCCAAAUUGUGCUGGUCUCCACCCCAUCCAUCUUCUAUAUAGUUUUUGUUCUACAUAAGAUUGCCAAGGAUGAGAAGCUGGAUGGCCGAAGAGCACGGGUGGUGGCCCAGACUCCUCCCAUACAGAGAUGCGGCCACAUGGGAAAGGAUAACAUAGAAGCCCUGAGUGUUGGCAUGCCUACCUGCUGUCCUCAUUACAGGGAGGAAUGGGAUGUGAGGGAGAGGGAUGGAGUAGAGCAAAGUUUUCUGCAGGAGGAUUAUGGUGAAGUAAGAGAGGACCCCACCCAGCAGUCCAGCCAGGUUUUCCUCAUCUACAUCCUUCAUGUGUUACUACGAUCUGUCAUGGAGAUCACCUUCCUGGUGGGCCAGUACUUCUUGUUUGGGUUUGAGGUGCCUCACCUGUACCGCUGUGAGACCUACCCCUGUCCUACUCGUACAGACUGCUUUGUGUCACGUGCCAAUGAGAAAACCAUCUUCCUGAACUUCAUGUUCAGCAUCAGCCUGGGUUGCUUUGUGCUCAACAUCGCAGAGCUCCACUACCUGGGCUGGGUCUACAUUUUCCACAUCCUCUGCUCAGCCUGCUCAACCUGCUGCAGUCAGGAAAGGGACACUGUCAAACUGUACUCAAAUCACAACCCCCUCCUGCUGCAGCUUAGACAUUCUCUGAGGGGCCAGCUGGUUCUGCAGACCACCAUGGCCCCAGAGAAAACUGGAGGUCUGCUCACACAUGCCCCGACUAUCUCCUUUGAGACUAUCUCCUCCUCAACUGUGAAAUGCACCUCCAAGAGAAGUCCAGAGAGCAGAGACAAAGUGAAGGUCAAGCUUGCCAACAUGGCCAGGCUGGGACAGUCUAAGAAGUCUUGGCUAUGA